This is a messenger RNA of Piliocolobus tephrosceles (Ugandan red Colobus), 10500 nucleotides long. It is a transcript of the gene CSMD1, whose product is annotated as CUB and Sushi multiple domains 1. Lineage: Eukaryota; Metazoa; Chordata; Mammalia; Primates; Cercopithecidae. The record is from RefSeq and is a predicted model, not a curated record. The coding region runs from base 1 to 10500 and encodes 3499 amino acids. The transcript is spliced from 69 exons.
AUGACUGCGUGGAGGAGAUUCCAGUCGCUGCUCCUGCUUCUCGGGCUGCUGGUGCUGUGCGCGAGGCUCCUCACUGCAGCGAAGGGUCAGAACUGUGGAGGCUUAGUCCAGGGUCCCAAUGGUACUAUUGAGAGCCCAGGGUUUCCUCACGGGUAUCCGAACUACGCCAACUGCACCUGGAUCAUCAUCACGGGCGAGCGCAAUAGGAUACAGUUGUCCUUCCAUACCUUUGCUCUUGAAGAAGAUUUUGAUAUUUUAUCAGUUUAUGAUGGACAGCCUCAACAAGGGAAUUUAAAAGUGAGAUUAUCGGGAUUUCAGCUGCCCUCGUCUAUAGUGAGUACAGGAUCUAUCCUCACUCUGUGGUUCACGACAGACUUCGCUGUGAGUGCCCAAGGUUUUAAAGCAUUAUAUGAAGUUUUACCUAGCCACACUUGUGGAAAUCCUGGAGAAAUCCUGAAAGGUGUUCUCCACGGAACGAGAUUCAACAUAGGAGACAAAAUCCGAUACAGCUGCCUCUCUGGCUACAUCUUGGAAGGCCAUGCCAUCCUGACCUGCAUUGUUAGCCCAGGAAAUGGUGCAUCGUGGGACUUCCCAGCUCCCUUUUGCAGAGCUGAGGGAGCCUGCGGAGGAACCUUACGUGGGACCAGCAGCUCCAUCUCCAGCCCGCACUUCCCUUCAGAGUACGAGAACAACGCAGACUGCACCUGGACCAUUCUGGCUGAGCCCGGGGACACCAUUGCUCUGGUCUUCACUGACUUUCAGCUGGAAGAAGGAUAUGAUUUCUUAGAGAUCAGUGGCACGGAAGCUCCAUCCAUAUGGCUAACUGGCAUGAACCUCCCCUCUCCAGUUAUCAGUAGCAAGAAUUGGCUACGACUCCAUUUCACCUCUGACAGCAACCAUCGACGCAAAGGAUUUAAUGCUCAGUUCCAAGUGAAAAAGGCGAUUGAGUUGAAGUCAAGAGGAGUCAAGAUGCUGCCCAGCAAGGACGGAAGCCAUAAAAACUCUGUCCUGAGCCAAGGAGGUGUUGCAUUGGUCUCUGACAUGUGUCCAGAUCCUGGGAUUCCAGAAAAUGGUAGAAGAGCAGGUUCUGACUUCAGGGUUGGUGCAAAUGUACAGUUUUCUUGUGAGGACAAUUACGUGCUCCAGGGAUCUAAAAGCAUCACCUGUCAGAGAGUUACAGAGACGCUCGCCGCUUGGAGUGACCACCGGCCCAUCUGCCGAGCUAGAACAUGUGGAUCCAAUCUGCGUGGGCCCAGCGGCGUCAUCACCUCCCCGAAUUACCCGGUUCAGUAUGAAGAUAACGCACACUGCGUGUGGGUCAUCACCACUGCCGACCCGGACAAGGUCAUCAAACUUGCCUUUGAAGAAUUUGAGCUGGAGCGGGGCUAUGACACCCUGACGGUUGGUGAUGCUGGGAAGGUGGGAGACACCAGAUCGGUCUUGUAUGUGCUCACGGGAUCCAGUGUUCCUGACCUCAUCGUGAGCAUGAGCAACCAGAUGUGGCUACAUCUGCAGUCGGAUGAUAGCAUUGGCUCACCUGGGUUUAAAGCUGUUUACCAAGAAAUUGAAAAGGGAGGGUGUGGGGAUCCUGGAAUCCCCGCCUACGGGAAGCGGACGGGCAGCAGUUUCCUCCAUGGAGACACACUCACCUUUGAAUGCCCGGCGGCCUUUGAGUUGGUGGGGGAGAGAGUUAUCACCUGUCAGCAGAACAAUCAGUGGUCUGGCAACAAGCCCAGCUGUGUAUUUUCAUGUUUCUUCAACUUUACGGCAUCAUCUGGGAUUAUUCUCUCACCAAAUUAUCCAGAGGAAUAUGGGAACAACAUGAACUGUGUCUGGUUGAUUAUCUCGGAGCCAGGAAGUCGAAUUCACCUAAUCUUUAAUGAUUUUGAUGUGGAGCCUCAAUUUGACUUUCUUGCGGUCAAGGAUGAUGGCAUUUCUGACAUAACUGUCCUGGGUACUUUUUCUGGCAAUGAAGUGCCUUCCCAGCUGGCCAGCAGUGGACAUAUAGUUCGCUUGGAAUUUCAGUCUGACCAUUCCACUACUGGCAGAGGGUUCAACAUCACUUACACCACAUUUGGUCAGAAUGAGUGCCACGAUCCUGGCAUUCCUAUAAACGGGCGGCGUUUUGGUGACAGGUUUCUACUCGGGAGCUCGGUUUCUUUCCACUGUGACGAUGGCUUUGUCAAGACCCAGGGAUCCGAGUCCAUCACCUGCAUCCUGCAAGACGGGAACGUGGUCUGGAGCUCCACUGUGCCCCGCUGUGAAGCUCCAUGUGGUGGACAUCUGACAGCAUCCAGCGGAGUCAUUUUGCCUCCUGGAUGGCCAGGGUAUUAUAAGGAUUCUUUAAAUUGUGAAUGGAUUAUUGAAGCAAAACCAGGCCACUCUAUCAAAAUAACUUUCGAUAGAUUUCAGACAGAGGUCAAUUAUGACACCUUGGAGGUCAGAGAUGGGCCAGCCAGUUCAUCCCCGCUGAUCGGCGAGUACCACGGCACCCAGGCACCCCAGUUUCUCAUCAGCACCGGGAAUUUCAUGUACCUGCUCUUCACCACUGACAACAGCCGCUCCAGCAUCGGCUUCCUCAUCCACUAUGAGAGUGUGACGGUAGAGUCAGACUCCUGUCUGGACCCGGGCAUUCCUGUGAAUGGCCAUCGCCACGGCAGCGACUUUGGCAUCAGAUCCACAGUAACGUUCAGCUGUGACCCGGGGUACACGCUAAGUGACGACGAGCCCCUCAUCUGUGAGAGGAACCACCAGUGGAACCACGCCUUGCCCAGCUGUGAUGCCCUGUGUGGAGGCUACAUCCAUGGAAAGAGUGGAACAGUCCUUUCUCCUGGGUUUCCAGAUUUUUAUCCGAACUCUCUAAACUGCACGUGGACCAUUGAAGUGUCUCAUGGAAAAGGAGUUCAGAUGAUCUUUCACACCUUUCAUCUUGAGAGUUCCCACGACUAUUUACUGAUCACAGAGGAUGGAAGUUUUUCCGAGCCCGUCGCCAGGCUCACUGGGUCUGUGUUACCUCAUACGAUCAAGGCGGGCUUGUUUGGAAACUUCACUGCCCAGCUUCGGUUUAUAUCGGACUUCUCCAUUUCAUACGAGGGCUUCAACAUCACGUUUUCAGAGUACGACCUGGAGCCGUGUGAUGAUCCUGGAGUCCCUGCCUUCAGCCGAAGAAUUGGUUUUCACUUUGGUGUGGGAGACUCUCUGACGUUUUCCUGCUUCCCGGGAUAUCGCUUAGAAGGUGCAACCAAGCUUACCUGCCUGGGUGGGGGCCGCCGUGUGUGGAGUGCACCUCUGCCAAGGUGUGUGGCUGAAUGUGGAGCAAGUGUCAAAGGAAAUGAAGGAACAUUACUGUCUCCAAAUUUUCCAUCCAAUUAUGAUAAUAACCAUGAGUGUAUCUAUAAAAUAGAAACAGAAGCCGGCAAGGGUAUUCACCUCCGCACACGAAGCUUCCAGCUGUUUGAAGGAGAUACUCUAAAGGUCUACGAUGGAAAAGACAGUUCCUCACGUCCACUGGGCACCUUCACUAAAAAUGAACUGCUGAGGCUGAUCCUAAACAGCACGUCCAAUCACCUGUGGCUGGAGUUCAACACCAACGGAUCUGACACCGACCAAGGUUUUCAACUCACCUAUACCAGUUUUGAUUUGGUAAAAUGUGAGGAUCCAGGCAUCCCUAACUAUGGCUAUAGGAUUCGUGAUGAAGGCCACUUUACUGACACUGUAGUUCUGUACAGUUGCAACCCGGGGUACGCCAUGCAUGGCAGCAACACCCUGACCUGUUUGAGUGGAGACAGGAGAGUGUGGGACAAACCGCUACCUUCGUGCAUAGCGGAAUGUGGUGGUCAGAUCCAUGCAGCCACAUCAGGACGAAUAUUGUCCCCUGGCUAUCCAGCUCCUUAUGACAACAACCUCCACUGCACCUGGAUUAUAGAGGCAGACCCAGGAAAGACCAUUAGCCUCCAUUUCAUUGUUUUCGACACGGAGAUGGCUCAUGACAUCCUCAAGGUCUGGGACGGGCCGGUGGACAGCGACAUCCUGCUGAAGGAGUGGAGUGGCUCUGCCCUUCCCGAGGACAUCCACAGCACCUUCAACUCACUCACCCUGCAGUUCGACAGCGACUUCUUCAUCAGCAAGUCUGGCUUCUCCAUCCAGUUCUCAACGUCAAUUGCAGCCACCUGCAACGAUCCAGGUAUGCCUCAAAAUGGCACCCGCUAUGGAGACAGCAGAGAGGCUGGAGACACCAUCACAUUCCAGUGCGACGCUGGCUAUCAGCUCCAAGGACAAGCCAAAAUCACCUGUGUGCAGCUGAAUAACCGGUUCUUUUGGCAACCAGACCCUCCUACAUGCAUAGCUGCUUGUGGAGGGAAUCUGACGGGCCCAGCAGGUGUUAUUUUAUCACCCAACUACCCACAGCCAUAUCCUCCUGGGAAGGAAUGUGACUGGAGAGUAAAAGUGAACCCAGACUUUGUCAUUGCUUUGAUAUUCAAAAGUUUCAACAUGGAGCCCAGCUAUGACUUCCUACACAUCUAUGAAGGGGAGGAUUCCAACAGCCCUCUCAUUGGGAGUUACCAGGGCGCUCAAGCCCCAGAAAGAAUAGAGAGUAGCGGAAACAGCCUCUUUCUGGCGUUUCGGAGUGAUGCCUCCGUGGGCUUGUCGGGGUUCGCCAUUGAAUUUAAAGAGAAACCACGGGAAGCUUGUUUUGACCCAGGAAAUAUAAUGAAUGGGACAAGAAUUGGAACAGACUUCAAGCUUGGCUCCACCAUCACUUACCAGUGUGACUCUGGCUACAAGAUUGUUGACCCCUCAUCCAUCACCUGUGUGAUUGGGGCUGAUGGGAAACCCUCCUGGGACCAAGUGCUGCCCUCCUGUAAUGCUCCCUGUGGAGGCCAGUACAUGGGAUCAGAAGGAGUAGUUUUAUCACCAAACUACCCCCAUAAUUACACAGCUGGUCAAAUAUGCCUCUAUUCCAUAACGGUACCAAAGGAAUUCGUGGUCUUUGGACAGUUUGCCUAUUUCCAGACGGCCCUGAAUGAUUUGGCCGAAUUAUUCGAUGGAACCCACGCACAGGCCAGACUUCUCAGCUCGCUCUCUGGGUCUCACUCAGGCGAAACAUUGCCCUUGGCUACGUCAAAUCAAAUUCUGCUCCGAUUCAGUGCGAAGAGCGGUGCCUCUGCCAGGGGCUUCCACUUCGUGUAUCAAGCUGUUCCUCGUACCAGCGACACCCAGUGCAGCUCUGUCCCCGAGCCCAGAUAUGGAAGGAGAAUUGGUUCUGAGUUUUCGGCAGGCUCCAUCGUCCGAUUCGAGUGCAACCCGGGAUACCUGCUUCAGGGUUCCACGGCGCUCCACUGCCAGUCUGUGCCCAAUGCCUUGGCGCAGUGGAACGACACGAUCCCCAGCUGUGUGGUACCAUGCAGUGGUAAUUUCACUCAGCGAAGAGGUACAAUUCUGUCCCCUGGCUACCCCGAGCCCUACGGAAACAACUUGAACUGUAUAUGGAAGAUCAUAGUUACGGAGGGCUCGGGAAUUCAGAUCCAAGUGAUCAGUUUUGCCACGGAACAAAACUGGGACUCCCUUGAGAUCCACGACGGUGGGGACGUGACCGCACCCAGACUGGGAAGCUUCUCAGGCACCACGGUACCAGCACUGCUGAACAGUACUUCCAACCAACUCUACCUGCAUUUCCAAUCUGACAUUAGUGUGGCAGCUGCUGGUUUCCACCUGGAAUACAAAACUGUCGGUCUCGCUGCAUGCCAAGAACCAGCCCUCCCCAGCAACAGCAUCAAAAUCGGAGAUCGGUACAUGGUGAACGACGUGCUCUCCUUCCAGUGCGAGCCCGGGUACACCCUGCAGGGCCGUUCCCACAUUUCCUGUAUGCCAGGGACUGUUCGCCGUUGGAACUACCCGUCUCCCCUCUGCAUUGCCACCUGUGGAGGGACGCUGAACACUUUGGGUGGUGUGAUCCUGAGCCCCGGCUUCCCAGGUUCUUACCCCAACAACUUAGACUGCACCUGGAGGAUCUCAUUACCCAUCGGCUAUGGUGCCCAUAUUCAGUUUCUGAAUUUCUCUACCGAAGCUAAUCAUGACUUCCUUGAAAUUCAAAAUGGACCUUACCACACCAGCCCCAUGAUUGGACAAUUUAGUGGCACGGAUCUCCCCGCGGCCCUGCUGAGCACAACGCAUGAAACCCUCAUCCACUUUUACAGUGACCAUUCGCAAAACCGGCAAGGAUUUAAACUUGCUUACCAAGCCUUUGAAUUACAGAACUGUCCAGAUCCACCCCCAUUUCAGAAUGGGUACAUGAUCAACUCGGAUUACAGUGUGGGGCAAUCAAUAUCUUUCGAGUGUUAUCCUGGGUACAUUCUAAUAGGCCAUCCUGUCCUCACCUGUCAGCACGGGAUCAACAGAAACUGGAACUACCCUUUUCCAAGAUGUGAUGCCCCUUGUGGGUACAACGUGACUUCUCAGAAUGGCACCAUCUACUCCCCUGGCUUUCCUGAUGAGUAUCCGAUCCUGAAGGACUGCAUUUGGCUCAUUACCGUGCCUCCCGGGCAUGGAGUUUACAUCAACUUCACCCUGUUACAGACGGAAGCUGUGAACGAUUACAUUGCUGUUUGGGAUGGUCCCGAUCAGAACUCACCCCAGCUGGGAGUUUUCAGUGGCAACACAGCCCUCGAAACAGCAUAUAGUUCCACCAACCAAGUCUUGCUCAAGUUCCACAGCGACUUUUCAAAUGGAGGCUUCUUUGUCCUCAAUUUCCACGCAUUUCAGCUCAAGAAAUGUCAACCUCCCCCAGCGGUUCCACAGGCAGAAAUGCUUACUGAGGAUGAUGAUUUUGAAAUAGGAGAUUUUGUGAAGUACCAGUGCCACCCCGGGUACACCUUGGUGGGGACCGACACUCUGACCUGCAAGCUCAGUUCCCAGUUGCAGUUUGAAGGUUCUCUCCCAACAUGUGAAGCCCAAUGCCCAGCAAAUGAAGUCCGGACUGGAUCAUCGGGAGUCAUUCUCAGUCCAGGGUAUCCUGGUAAUUAUUUUAACUCCCAGACUUGCUCUUGGAGUAUUAAAGUGGAACCCAACUACAACAUUACCAUCUUUGUGGACACAUUUCAAAGUGAAAAGCAAUUUGAUGCACUGGAAGUAUUUGAUGGUUCUUCUGGGCAAAGUCCUCUCCUAGUAGUCUUAAGUGGGAAUCAUACUGAACAAUCAAAUUUUACAAGCAGGAGUAAUCAGUUAUAUCUCCGCUGGUCCACUGACCAUGCCACCAGUAAGAAAGGAUUCAAGAUUCGCUAUGCAGCACCUUACUGCAGUCUGACCCACCCCCUGAAGAACGGGGGUAUUCUAAACAGGACUGCAGGCGCAGUCGGAAGCAAAGUGCAUUAUUUUUGCAAGCCUGGAUACCGAAUGAUCGGCCACAGCAACGCAACCUGUAGACGAAACCCACUUGGCAUGUACCAGUGGGACUCCCUCACACCACUCUGCCAGGCUGUGUCCUGUGGAAUCCCAGAAUCCCCGGGAAAUGGUUCGUUUACCGGGAACGAGUUCACUUUGGACAGUAAAGUGGUCUAUGAAUGUCACGAGGGCUUCAAGCUUGAAUCCAGCCAGCAAGCCACGGCUGUGUGUCAAGAAGAUGGGUUGUGGAGUAACAAGGGGAAGCUGCCCGCUUGUAAACUUAUCUCAUGUGGAAGUCUUUCCUUUCCCCCAAAUGGCAACAAGAUUGGAACGUUGACAGUUUAUGGGGCCACAGCUAUAUUUACAUGCAACACCGGCUACACACUUGUGGGAUCUCACGUCAGAGAGUGCUUGGCAAAUGGGCUCUGGAGUGGCACCGAAACUCGAUGUCUGGCUGGCCACUGCGGUUCCCCAGACCCAAUUGUGAAUGGCCACAUUAGUGGAGAUGGUUUCAGUUACAGAGACACUGUGGUUUACCAGUGCAAUCCUGGUUUCCGGCUCGUGGGAACUUCCGUGAGGAUAUGCCUGCAAGACCACAAGUGGUCUGGACAAACGCCAGUCUGUGUCCCCAUCACCUGUGGCCACCCUGGAAACCCUGCCCACGGGUUCACUAACGGCAGCGAGUUCAACCUGAAUGACGUCGUGAAUUUCACCUGUAACACGGGCUAUUUGCUGCAGGGCGCAUCCCGAGCCCAGUGUCGGAGCAACGGCCAGUGGAGUAGCCCUCUGCCCACGUGUCGAGUGGUGAACUGUUCCGAUCCAGGCUUUGUGGAAAAUGCCAUUCGUCACGGGCAACAGAACUUCCCUGAGAGUUUUGAGUAUGGAAUGAGUGUCCUGUACCAUUGCAAGAAGGGAUUUUACUUGCUGGGAUCUUCAGCCUUGACCUGUAUGGCAAAUGGCUUAUGGGACCGGUCUCUGCCCAAGUGUUUGGCUAUAUCCUGCGGACACCCAGGGGUCCCUGCCAAUGCCGUCCUAACUGGAGAGCUGUUUACAUACGGCGCCAUCGUGCGCUACUCAUGCAGAGGGAGCCAGAGUCUCAUAGGCAAUGACACGAGAGUGUGCCAGGAAGACAGUCACUGGAGCGGGGCACUGCCCCACUGCACAGGAAAUAAUCCUGGAUUCUGUGGUGACCCGGGGACCCCAGCACAUGGGUCUCGGCUUGGGGAUGAAUUUAAGACAAAGAGUCUUCUCCGCUUCUCCUGUGAAAUGGGGCACCAGCUGAGGGGCUCCCCUGAACGCACGUGUUUGCUCAAUGGGUCAUGGUCAGGACUGCAGCCGGUGUGCGAGGCUGUGUCCUGUGGCAAUCCUGGCACACCCACCAACGGAAUGAUCGUCAGUAGUGAUGGCAUUCUGUUCUCCAGCUCGGUCAUCUAUGCCUGCUGGGAAGGCUACAAGACUUCAGGGCUCAUGACGCGGCAUUGCACAGCCAAUGGGACCUGGACAGGCACUGCUCCCGACUGCACAAUUAUAAGUUGUGGGGAUCCAGGGACACUAGCAAAUGGCAUCCAGUUUGGGACCGACUUCACCUUCAACCAGACUGUGAGCUAUCAGUGUAACCCUGGCUAUCUCAUGGAACCGGUCACAUCCGCCACUAUUCGCUGUACCAAAGACGGCACAUGGAAUCAGAGCAAACCUGUCUGCAAAGCCGUGCUGUGUCCUCAGCCGCCACCCGUGCAGAAUGGAACAGUGGAGGGAACUGAUUUCCGCUGGGGCUCCAGCAUAAGUUACAGCUGCGUGGACGGUUACCAGCUCUCUCACUCUGCCAUCCUCUCCUGUGAAGGUCGCGGGGUAUGGAAAGGAGAGGUCCCCCAGUGCCUGCCUGUGUUCUGUGGAGACCCUGGCAUCCCCGCCGAAGGGCGACUCAGUGGGAAAAGUUUCACCUAUAAGUCCGAAGUCUUCUUCCAGUGCAAAUCUCCAUUUAUACUCGUGGGAUCUUCGAGAAGAAUCUGCCAAGCCGACGGCAUGUGGAGCGGCGUACAACCUGCAUGCAUUGAUCCUGCUCAUAACACCUGCCCAGACCCUGGUACGCCACACUUUGGAAUACAGAAUAGCUCCAGAGGCUAUGAGGUUGGAAGCACGGUUUUUUUCAGGUGCAGAAAAGGCUACCAUAUUCAAGGUUCCACGACUCGCACCUGCCUUGCCAAUUUAACAUGGAGUGGGAUACAGACCGAAUGUAUACCUCAUGCCUGCAGACAGCCAGAAACCCCAGCGCAUGCAGAUGUAAGAGCCAUCGAUCUUCCUACUUUCGGCUACACCUUAGUGUACACUUGCCAUCCAGGCUUUUUCCUCGCAGGUGGAUCUGAGCACAGAACCUGUAAAGCAGACAUGAAAUGGACAGGAAAGUCGCCUGUGUGUAAAAGUAAAGGAGUGAGAGAAGUUAAUGAAACAGUUACUAAAACUCCAGUUCCUUCAGACGUCUUUUUCGUCAAUUCAAUGUGGAAGGGAUAUUAUGAAUAUUUAGGGAAAAGGCAACCCGCCACUCUAACUGUUGACUGGUUCAAUGCAACAAGCAGUAAGGUGAAUGCCACCUUCAGUGAAGCCUCGCAAGUGGAGCUGAAGUUGACAGGUGUUUACAAGAAGGAGGAGGCCCACUUACUCCUAAAGACUUUUCAAAUUAAAGGUCCAGCAGAUAUUUUUGUAAGCAAGUUUGAAAAUGACAACUGGGGACUAGAUGGUUACGUAUCAUCUGGACUUGAAAGGGGAGGAUUUACCUUUCAAGGUGACAUUCAUGGAAAAGACUUUGGAAAAUUUAAGCUAGAAAGGCAAGAUCCCUUAAACCCAGAUCAAGACUCUUCGAAUCAUUACCACGGCACCAGCAGUGGCUCUGUGGCGGCUGCCAUUCUGGUUCCUUUCUUUGCUCUAAUUUUAUCAGGGUUUGCAUUUUACCUCUACAAACACAGAACGAGACCAAAAGUUCAAUACAAUGGCUAUGCUGGGCAUGAAAACAGCAAUGGACAAGCAUCAUUUGAAAAUCCCAUGUAUGAUACAAACUUAAAACCCACAGAAGCCAAGGCUGUGAGGUUUGACACAACUCUGAACACAGUCUGUACAGUGGUAUAG